GGAAAAACCUUUGUUUAUAUGCCUUGUUUUUCUUCCUUCUUUCAAAAUCUAUUACUCUGUUUUCUGCUGGAUCAAUAUUAUUCUGAGGUGGCCCUAUCAAUCUCCACCGAACAGCUUACCUAGGAAAUAUCUAGUUAUCUAUCUCAGCCGGUCACCAACCUGAGUUAAACAUCCGGAUCAUAUCACAGCUUUCCCUCUACAUAACCCGAUUGAUAGGUGCCAAUUGCCAUGCCUGCUCCGCGUCAGGUUUAUUUGCUUCCGUUGAAAGACGAUGGCUCCCCAGAUGUGCCGGGAGGUUAUAUCUAUCUUCCUCCGCCUACCAAUCCCACGUACCUGCUUCGUUUCGUGAUCGAGGGCAGCAGCUCAGUCUGCAGGGAAGGAACGCUGUGGGUGAAUAUCCCGGAGCAUGGGAACCCGUUCAAUCGCACGGCGUUCCGAGGUUUUAGGCUACAUCCCGACUUCAACAAGAAUAUCCAAAUCGAUAUCCCAGUUACUUGUCCUGGAUCUUUCGCGUUUUACACAACCUACUCCCCGCUUCCUGAUUUCUCUGUUUCCCCGACUGAGACGUCCGAAUCGGUAAGAACCUCAACGCAUUAUAUCGAUGUUGCGCCAAGGCUUACGCUUGGUGGUCGUGAUCUCCCACUCAACGCUCUUUCGAUAUUUUCUGUGAUUUCAAAGUUCAUGGGUAGAUAUCCAACGGAUUGGGAGGGUCACUUGAAUGGUAUAAGUCAGCGCAACUACAACAUGGUCCAUUUUACUCCGUUGAUGAAACGCGGAGCAUCGAAUUCCCCAUACAGUAUUUUCGAUCAGCUAAAAUUUGAUGAGGCCUUUUUCCCCAAUGGGGAGAACGAUGUCGCUCAGAUGGUUAGAGAAAUGGAACAGGAUCAUGGGCUCUUGUCGCUGACGGAUGUUGUCUGGAACCACACUGCUAAUAACAGCAAAUGGCUUGAGGAGCACCCCGAGGCUGGAUAUAGUGUCGAGACAGCUCCAUGGCUUGAGGCGGCAUUGGAGUUAGACACUGCUUUGCUGGAAUUUGGACAAGACCUUCAAACCUUAGGUCUCCCAACGGAAUUCAAGACCAUUGACGACCUGAUUGUUGUCAUGAAUGUAAUGCGCGAUCGGGUUAUAGGCGGUCUGAAGUUAUGGGAGUACUACGUCAUUGAUAUUAAGGCAGACGUUGCAAGGAUCAUUGGCAAGUGGAGAAAGUCUCCAGGGGUUGAGUUAAAAAGUGAUCAAUGGUUGCCUUUUGGCCUUGAGAACUUCAAGAACCUGACCCUAAAGGAGCAGGCUAGCUUCGUUCGUGAGCAAGCCAUUCCGACAUCCAAACGGAUACUUGGGAGGUUUACACGAGCAGUCGAUGACCACUUCGGUGAGGCUAUCUUAACUGCUCUUUUCGGUACUGCAGGUUCCAGCGACGAUGAGGUGGAGAACAAGUUCACCGAAUUGCUAAAUGAGGUGAACCUACCUUUUUAUAAAGAGUAUGAUGCAGACGUGUCCGAAAUACUGGAUCAAGUCUUCAAUCGUAUCAAAUACCUAAGAAUUGAUUCUCAUGGACCCAAGCUUGGUCCUGUUACUGAGAAGAGCCCGCUUAUCGAGACUUAUUUCACGAGACUGCCCGUUAAUGAUGUUACCAAACAGCACAAACCGACUGCACUAGCUCUUGUUAAUAAUGGGUGGAUCUGGAAUGCAGACGCGAUGCGUGAUAACGCGGGACCAGAUUCUAAGGCCUAUUUGCGACGUGAAGUCAUCGUGUGGGGUGAUUGUGUGAAGCUUAGAUAUGGAAACUGCCCCAAGGACAGUCCAUUUCUCUGGGAGUUCAUGACUAGAUACACCCGUCUAAUGGCUAAGUAUUUUUCGGGGUUUCGGAUCGACAACUGUCAUUCAACACCCUUAGGGGUCGCAGAGUAUCUGCUAGAUGAGGCACGGAAAGUUCGCCCUAACUUAACAGUUUUUGCUGAGCUGUUUACGGGUUCUGAAGAAGCCGAUUACAUUUUUGUCAAGCGACUAGGUAUCAACGCACUUAUCAGGGAGGCCAUGCAGGCCUGGAGUACUGGUGAACUAAGUCGCCUUGUUCACCGCCAUGGAGGCCGUCCUAUUGGUAGUUUUGACCUUGACUUACCUACCGCAGGGAGUAGCCACGCCAUAGCCUCUGCAAGCACUGAUGGCCGGGAAGAAACUAUAUCUCAUAUACGACCAUGCCCCGUUCAGGCCCUCUUCAUGGACUGUACUCAUGAUAACGAGAUGCCAGCCCAAAAGCGAACAGCGGUAGAUACACUGCCAAAUGCUGCUUUAGUUGCAAUGUGUGCUUCGGCUAUCGGAAGCGUCAUGGGUUAUGAUGAGGUUUAUCCAAAAUUGGUAGAUCUCGUUCAUGAGACACGGUUAUAUUCUUCAGCAUUUUCAGAACCCUCGAAAGUAGAGCUGACUACUGAAGGUGGUAUCGGAAGCAUCAAGAAGCUUCUGAAUGAGCUCCAUACAAUGAUGGGUGUUGACGGAUAUGAUGAGACACAUAUUCACCAUGAUGGUGAAUAUAUCACUGUCCAUAGAGUUCAUCCGAAGACACGAAAGGGCAUUUUCUUGAUAGCACACACUUCUUUCCCAGGCCAGAACGGCACUUCCACUCUGGCACCGACUCAUCUCACUGGUACGAGGGUCAAACAGCUUGGGGCCUGGCUACUGGACGUCGAGGCUGGGGAGGACGCCAAAGCGAGAGUCCUUGCAGAUAAAGAUUAUUUAUGUGGAUUGCCUAGCGCGGUCCGAGAAACGAACACGGUUAAAGUUGAGGAACAUGAGGAUGAUACCACAAUAUCUGUUUUAGACACCUUCGUCGCCGGGUCAAUUGCUCUCUUCGAAACGUCCAUCCCGAAGGCUGAGCAUUCCAUAGGACUGGACUAUUACAUCACCGAAGGUGCAGAUCAGGCAUUCUCAAAACUUAGUUUGCUGGAUCUUAAUUUCGUACUCUAUCGCUGUGAUGCCGAAGAAAGGGAUUCUAGUGAUGGUCAGGAUGGAGUAUAUGCCAUACCCAAUCAUGCGCCUCUGGUCUACGCAGGGCUUCAGGGAUGGUGGAGCGUUCUUGAAACCAUCAUCCGGUACAAUGAACUAGGACAUCCACUCUGCGAUCAUCUUCGGCGAGGCCAGUGGGCCCUUGAUUAUAUUGUGGGGCGGUUGCAGAAGGUGGCCCAAAAGGAUGGAUACGAUGCUCUGAAUGGUCCAGCGACUUGGUUCAGGAGUAAAUUCCAGGCUGUUCGUGACUUACCUAGUUUUCUUCUGCCACGUUAUUUUGCUAUUAUUGUCCAGGUCGCGUACAACGCUGCCUGGAAACGUGGCAUUCGGCUUUUAGGAGAAAACAUACAUAAGGGACAAGAAUUUGUACAUCAGCUGGGCAUGGUCAGCGUUCAACAGACCGGAUAUGUGAAAUCCGCAUCCCUCUGGCCAACCAAAAGUGUUCCAAGCCUUGCAGCUGGCUUGCCUCAUUUUGCUGUGGAUUGGGCAAGAUGCUGGGGUAGAGACGUUUUCAUAUCUCUCCGAGGGUUACUGCUCUGUACUGGACGGUUUGAUGACGCAAAAGAGCAUAUUCUCGCCUUUGCAAGUGUCCUUAAGCAUGGUAUGAUCCCUAACUUGCUGAGCAGUGGAAAGCUUCCUCGUUAUAAUUCUCGAGAUUCUGUAUGGUUCUUCCUGCAGGCUAUUCAGGAUUAUACCAAAAUGGCCCCAAAUGGUAUAGAGCUUCUUAAAGAGAAAGUUCCCAGAAGGUUCCUACCUUAUGAUGAUACAUGGUUUCCAUUCGAUGACCCUCGUGCAUACUCACAGCAUUCGACAAUACUAGAGGUUAUUCAGGAAAUUUUCCAACGGCAUGCUCAAGGACUGUCAUUCCGAGAGUACAACGCUGGCCCGGAUCUCGACAUGCAAAUGAAGCCAGAAGGCUUCCAAAUAGACGUCAAUGUUGACUGGGAAACUGGCUUGAUUUUUGGAGGUAGUCAAUUCAAUUGUGGAACCUGGCAAGACAAGAUGGGGGAGAGUGUUAAAGCUGGGAAUAAAGGAUUCCCAGGUACACCUCGAGACGGCGCGGCCAUUGAAAUCAGUGGGCUUCUCUACAGUGCUUUGACGUGGAUUGAUCAGUUAAACGAACGGGGCCUCUACCCACACAAAGAAGUAGAUCUUGGGGAUAGCAACUCAAUCACAUUCAGAAACUGGGCCGACAAGAUCAAGAGCAAUUUUGAGCGUUGCUAUUAUAUCCCUCUGAGCCCCGAAGAGGACAAUCAGUACGACGUUGAUGCAAAGAUCGUCAACCGCCGUGGUAUUUACAAGGACUUGUAUAAAUCAGGCAAGCCCUACGAGGACUACCAGCUUCGGUCCAAUUUCCCCAUUGCCAUGACAGUGUCGCCGGAUCUAUUCGAUCCAUCCAAAGCGUUGACGGCGCUCGCUCUUGCAGAUUCCGUUGUCUGUGGUCCCAUUGGUAUGGCAACCCUCGACCCGUCCGAUCUUAACUAUCGCCCCAACUAUAACAAUUCAGAGGAUUCCACGGACUUUACCACUUCUAAGGGUAGAAACUAUCACCAGGGGCCUGAAUGGGUCUGGCAGCGAGGGUACUUCCUCCGCGCCUUCUUGCACUUUGAUCUAGCUCGCAGGGAGACGCCAGAGGGACGGACAGAAGCUUAUCAGCAGGUGACUCGUCGCCUAGAAGGGUGCAAGCGGGCUCUCAGAGAAAGUCCUUGGAAGGGCCUCACAGAACUGACGAAUAAGGAUGGUGCGCACUGUUCAGACUCUUCACCCACGCAAGCAUGGUCAGCAGGGUGCUUGCUAGAUCUCUACUAUGAUGCUUCAAGUUAUGCCUUGACUACAGCGUGAAAGCGUGAUAUCACAUUAUAAAGCGGCAUUAUAGAUGGAUAUAUAUAUGUAUACGCAAAGUUUAGAAAUAUUUACAAAAGGAAAAGGCUCUCGUGAUGUUAAGUCUCUGUUCGUCUUUG
This is a messenger RNA of Aspergillus alliaceus, 4961 nucleotides long. Its product is annotated as putative glycogen debranching enzyme Gdb1. Gene Ontology annotation, biological process: glycogen catabolic process; glycogen biosynthetic process. NCBI's taxonomy places the organism in Eukaryota, Fungi, Ascomycota, Eurotiomycetes, Eurotiales, Aspergillaceae. Gene Ontology annotation, molecular function: amylo-alpha-1,6-glucosidase activity; 4-alpha-glucanotransferase activity. The record is from RefSeq and is a predicted model, not a curated record. The coding region runs from base 229 to 4842 and encodes 1537 amino acids. The transcript is spliced from 3 exons.